Molecule: messenger RNA, 2175 nt
Organism: Paramuricea clavata
Lineage: Eukaryota; Metazoa; Cnidaria; Anthozoa; Malacalcyonacea; Plexauridae
Source: the annotation of a GenBank genome assembly
AUGUCACAAGAUGUCUUUCAAUCAAAAAUAGAUCAAACCUUUGAGGGCUGCAAUGGUGUUGUGGGAAUCGCUGACGACAUAGUGGUCUUUGGCAAGACAGCGGAAGAGCAUGAUGAAAACCUACAUGGUAUGAUGGAGAGAUGCCAAAACACCGGUCUAAAGCUCAACCCUGAGAAAUGUUUCAUAAAGCAGAAACAAAUCAAAUUCUGUGGAGUUAUAUGCAAUGAAGAGGGUAUUAAGCCAGAUCCAUCCAAAGUUUCCGCCUUGAAACAGAUGACAAAGCCCAGAGAUCGUCGUGAGCUCCAGACAUUCCUUGGGCUAGCCACAUACAUGGGUCCUUUUAUCCCAAACCUUAGCUCCAUUACAGCACCAUUACGAGAAAUCCUAAAGAAGAAGAAUACCUUCGAAUGGAAUGAAAACUACCAACGAGCAUUUGACGAAGUUAAACAAGCCAUCAGUGAAGAGAUCACCUUAAACUAUUUCGACAGCACCAAAGAAGUUGUUCUACAAGUGGACGCUUCAACAAAGGGUCUCGGAGCAGCACUAAUACAAGAAGGGAAACCUGUUGCGUUUGCAAGUAAAUCAUUAACAGACGUGGAGACCAGAUAUGCCAACAUCGAAAGGGAAAUGCUGGCUGUUGUAUAUGGAUGCGAACGUUUCCACACCUAUUUGUUUGGACGACCAGUAAUUGUCCAUACUGACCAUAAACCGCUCGAGAGUAUCCACCUGAAACACCUCACGUCUGCACCACCCCGACUGCAGCGUAUGCUACUCCGGUUACAACCCUACGACCUAACUAUCAAAUAUAUUCCAGGAAAAGACAUGCUACUAGCAGAUGCUCUGUCACGAUUAUCCCCCGAAGAAAAGAACCCAGUGAAAGAUAUGAACGUGGAAAUUCACGAAGUUUGCCCACAGUUUAGCAGCGAAAUGAUCGAGAAGGUCAAACUAGAAACAACUUCUGAUCAGGAGCUGAUGAUGCUCAAAACGAUUGUGCACGAAGGCUGGCCAACAUCAAUUAAAGAAGUUCCACAAGUUCUCAAACCGUAUUGGUGCUACAGAGACGAAAUUAGUAUUGAAAAUGGAAUACUCAUGAAAGGGCAAAGAAUCAUUAUACCAUCAACCCUUCAAGUCGAAAUUCUUGGAAAACUUCAUGCAGCACAUCAAGGUGCAGAGAAAACAAAACUUCGUGCCAGAACAUCCGUCUUUUGGCGAAAGAUGAACGAAGAUAUCGACAAAAUAACCAAAUCUUGUCGUACCUGCCAAGAAUUCCAACCAACGCAAACCCGACAACCACUCAUCCCAACAGAGAUACCACCUCGCCCUUGGCAUACAAUUGCCACUGAUCUGUUCUAUCUUGAUAACACAGAAUAUUUGCUUGUUUCCGAUUAUUACUCCAAGUACCCAUUUGUGAGGAAAAUCCCAAAAGGGCAGAGUAACAGCAAGACCAUUAUAGCGAUCCUAAAGCAGAUAUUCAGCGAACAAGGAAUCCCAGAAGUCGUUCGUUCUGAUAACGGUCCACAUUAUUCCAGCAAGGACUAUCGCGAAAUUGCUAAUGAAUACGGGUUCCAGAUAGUAACAAGUUCACCCCAUUAUCCCCGAAGUAACGGGUACAUUGAAAGUCAAGUGAAGACCGUGAAAGCAAUAUUAGCUAAAGCUAAGAAGACCGAAACUGACCCGAACAUUGCUCUCCUUUGCUUGCGCUCCACACCGAUAGACAAUACGUUACCAUCACCAGCAGAACUGCUCAUGAAAAGGAAACUUAAAGACAAUUUACCGCGGAAAAUUACCGGGGUUCACAAUAGUGAUGACAUUAUAACUAGAUUAGAGCAAAGGCAGGAAAAGCAAAAACAAUAUCAUGAUCAACACGUGAAACCUCUUCCUGCUCUACAGUCAGGACAAUCUGUCAGUGUCCAAAAUCCGUCGACUGGCAAAUGGAGUCCAGCAACCAUAAAGGAAAAGAUUUUCAAUACCCCAAGAUCUUAUCAAGUCGACACACCAACAGGGGAAUUGAGGCGCAACCGAAUCCACCUGAGAGAAUUACUAUCUACGCCACAAUCAAGCACAACCACCAACAAUCCUGACAACAGCAACAAUCCUGACUACAGCAACAACACGUCAGGUAGAGUAACAACUCGAAGUGGACGAGUGGUAAAACCACCAGACUAUUACGCAUGA